AUGGCUCGGCAAAUUUUACCCACGGAGACUGAACUGGCCACUUUGGCGUCCUUGAACGAUGUGCGGGUCUACGCUGGUUUGCCACAGCCAGUGUGGGAUAUGAUUUCGCUGUCCUUGGGCACUGUGCCUAGUCUCCGGGUGCUGGCCAUGAAUCCAUCACGUGUCAUUGGUGAUACCGUGCAAGGGCUGCAGAUUCCUGUGCUUGAAACCGAUGGGAAUCCUAGGUUGGACACAACUGGCAACCCUUUGCACCGACCUUUGUCAAUGGUAGAGUCUCUGCAGUUCUCUUUGAUGUGGAGAAUUGCCAGGCAGGCGUAUGGCUUGGAGGACUAUGACAUUUUUCAGCCACCAGUCGCAUCACCUGCAGAUGCAUCAGCUCCAGCAUCUGCGCCUUCAAGCGUGGGAAGCAAGAUCCCGCCAAAUGUCCGCAAAGUGAAAGUUAGCCAAGUUGCAGAUCAGCUGGAUGACACUGAACUUGAAGUCAUGGACCAAGCAGUGCUGGAUGUAGCGUUCAACCACUACAGAAGCAGAAUGGGCUCUGAACCUUUGAAAGAAUCCGAGCCAACUGCUGAGCAGGUGACAGUGUUAUAUUCCAGGGUGGUGACCCACAAUGGAUCAACAUAUGCUGACUUUUCAGUUCUCACUCCGUUUGGUCGGAGAGCUCAGAAACAAAUGAAGGCGAAAGGUUUCAUGCUGCAAGAAGACGGGUCUUGGAAACAGCUUGAAAUUCCAGGCCCGCCAACUUAUGAAGCUUGGUCGGCCUGCUGGGACAUUUACAAGACUACGCUCCUGAUGCUCCAAUACCCGGGUUCCACAGCUACCGAGCCCAAGCGAGAUGUGAUCACGUGGUCAUGCUUGGAAGAGUACUUCAAUCGGAUUUGCAAGUUGAACCGCACAUAUCCUGAAUGUUGGCAUUUACUGGUGGCUGCGGAGGAUAGAUGCCGAGGUGAACACCUGGGCAGAUGCAGACGGCUUCUGGAAAGAGCUGCGUUGGAAGGCAGACUUCCUAUGGACCUGGACUUUGACCCUCGGACUCCAUGGGUGGGAUGCUUUAGCUAUGCGGCUCGUGAUAUGGACUUUUGGACUUCAGAAGUGAUUGUUCCUGCGCAGAACUUUUUGGCUAGAGGUGGUGCCGGCAAGCGCAUGUCCAAGGAAAUUGCAGAGGAUAGCGACGUGCCUCCGGCUGUGAAGGAAGCUAUGGAGGCGUCAAGGACGAAAGGCAUGCCUCGUCCCCAUGGUCAAGGUGAGUCAAAGAGUGCCAAGCAGCGCAGAAAUCUCAGGCAAAGAUUUGAAGAAGGCUCGGCUCCUGCAAGUGGGGGCAGAUCCAGUUCUUGGCAGAACUCCUCUAAAGGAUCCAAGGGUGGCAAAGGUGCAAUGCAACAUCCACGGCGAUAUGGGCAACUUUUUGUCACCAACCGUGAAGGUGUGCAGGAUGAGCAGGGUGAGCACCAAGAUGUUGAUGUCCCAGACGUGGACAUUGAUGAUGUUCCUACAGGUGCCCACCUGGGCUCUGAGCAGAAUUCAGAUAAUGUGGUGCUGCCUAGGCCGUUCAAGUUUGCUGAAUUCUUUGCAGGCUGGGGCGGUUUGUCGACGGCAAUGAAAUUCGUCUCGCAUCGCUGGAUCAAUGUGUCUGCAACGCUAGACGGGUACAGAGGUGCAUGGAAUAUUCUUGAUGAUGAACAUUUUGAGUCUGGAAAGCAAGUUUGCAGAGAAGUAGACCAUGGCCAUAUGGCACCACCGUGCCGUACGUUGACUAUGGCCCGGCGGUCUGACGAGCAUGGGGUGGCAAAGAUGUUGCGGUCAAACGAUUACCCUGAAGGCUGGGGCGACCUUGAAGCUGUGGAAGCAAACCUUGUAAUUGCCCGAAUGGUGGUGCUGGUGUUGAUCUUGCACAACCAGGGGGCCACGUUUGCCAUUGAGAACCCUUGGAUGUCAUAUUUGUGGCAAUUGCCCAUUAUGCUCAAAGUUUUCCGGCUCAGCAAUGUCGAAUUAGUUUGUUUGUCAGAAUGGAUCCGGGAUGGUUUUCCUUUGGGCAUUGUGCACGCCAUUGAAAACACUGGAGUUUUUCCUGCUACUCAAACGGUUUCUGCUGCCAUUGAAGAGAGUCGCAUCCAUGGUAUGCUGGCCACCGAUGUUGAUGGCACCGCUACAAACUAUAGCAGCUUCCAGGAGUCAGUGGCGCAGGCUCAAGAGCUUAUGGAUCAACUGGUGCAAACAGGCCGGGCAGACAAGUUUGAGACCUGGCAGGAGGUGGUUGAAACUUUUGGUGAGCAAGCCAAAUUGACGCGGCUGGCCUGUUUGGUUAAAACCAAAGAAACAGGCGAAACCAAAUACCGCCUUGUGGUUGACUCCAGACGUUCUGGAGUCAAUGGGCUGAUGACUGUCAAGGAACAAGUCAUUCUACCAAAGAUUUCUGAUAUUGCCCAGUCCAUUCAAUAUCUGGCAAAGCUCAAUGAGGGCUGGAGCGAUAUGUUGCUUGAACUGGUUUCCGUUGACUUCAGGGAUGCGUUCCACAUGUGUCCGUUGAGACCUGAUGAGCGUCAGUUUGUAGUGGCCAAGGAUUCUUAUGGUUGGUAUCAUGUUAGCAAGGUUGUCCAGUUUGGGCUGUCACCUGGCCCGCUGCUGUGGGCAAGGCUUGCAAGUGCUGCCAUGCGAUUGGGGCAAGCCAUUGUGAAACCUUGGGAAGCUGCCGUUUCAACAUACGUGGACGAUCCCCUCUUGACAGUCAUGGGAGAAUCGGCACGGGACCGUGCAGCCACGGUCUUGCUGUGUGUUGGACUGUGGCUGGCACUGGGGCUGCGUAUCUCAUGGAACAAAGCCGUGCGAGGACCUGUAGUUCAGUGGAUAGGCUUCGAGCUGCAGCUGCACGGCAAGCAGAACUGCGACCUUACAGUUCGUUUGACUGACUCCAAGCGCAAGAAGCUGCUGGACACCUUGGAAGAAAUAGGGAAACACAAGGGCGUGUUUCCUCUGAAGUUGCUACAGUAUGCGGUUGGAGUUUUGGGCUGGGUCAGCUCUGUUGUGCCGUUGGCCAGACCUUGGCUGGCAAUGUUGUGGGCAGCCAUCACGCAACACAUCCGAUGGCUGACUGCCUUGGUCAUGUCCUUGGAUGGACAGGCCCCUGGUUUGCAAGUUACCUUUCGUAGCCAGCCAGCUUUGAGACAUGUGCUGGUGCAAACAGAUGCAUGCCCUACAGGUAUGGGCGGCUUCUUGGCUGACAACGAUGCAAAAUUGUUUGGUGCAGUGAUUGGAGAUCCCUCCUACCAGAGUGAGUGGGAGUUACUGGCAGUGUGGGUGUCACUGGAGGUUUUCUGCAAGUUUCUCCAUCCAAAUUUUGCUGGCUGUCAGGUGCUGUUAAGAACUGACAACACCUCUGUCAUCCAAGCAGUCAAGUAUUGCAAAGCUCGCUCUCCCAUCAUGUCUCAACUGGCGGCAGAGAUUUCAUUGCAAUGUGCCAUCCUGCAACUGAUGCCCAUCGAGGCGCAACAUGUCCCAGGGUUGUUCAAUGACAUAGCAGACAGACUGAGCCGAUUAGAAAGACAAGAAGAUGUCCCGUUUCAGCUUCGAACGCAUAGUGACAAUGCUGAAUCAGUGCCAGCUGACUAUGAGCCUUCCGUUUGGUUGAACAAACUGUCCAUGAGAACUGAGGCUGGAGAAGUGCUUAAGCGUAGACGGCUGAAUGGACCGUGGUUUCCAGACAAUGAUAGUGCAGCUAGGUCUUCAGAUGCGCCUUCUGGUGGGGUCCGUGCGUGGGUUUUGGCAACCCUGUUCUUGCUUGGGGAAACGGAACUGGCGGCGCUUACACUGGAUACAGCGUGCAUUCGUAUUGACCAUGUGGCUUUGACUGUGGGUUUGCAUUUGUCUGUUCAAAAGAACGAUCCUGCCGCAAAGGGCGCGUGGAGGUCUUUGGGGUGCACAUGUGCUGUUGAGCCACUGGCCUGCCCUUUCCAUGUACUUCAAGGUUUUAUCAACGAGCAGCUGAAAUCGCUGGGGCUUCAACGCUUGGAUGAAGUACAGGUUGGGCACCCACAGCAGCCUGGGGCAUCGAGACCAUGCAUCCGACCCAUCUUGGAGAAAACAGAGCGAGAACAGGUUGGGCACCCACAGCAGUCUGGGGCAUCGAGACCAUGCAUCCGACCCAUCUUGGAGAAAACAGAGCGAGAACAG
Messenger RNA from Cladocopium goreaui, 4167 nucleotides. NCBI's taxonomy places the organism in Eukaryota, Dinophyceae, Suessiales, Symbiodiniaceae. The record is from the annotation of a GenBank genome assembly.